Molecule: messenger RNA, 1509 nt
Organism: Corythoichthys intestinalis (scribbled pipefish)
Lineage: Eukaryota; Metazoa; Chordata; Actinopteri; Syngnathiformes; Syngnathidae
Product: homeobox protein orthopedia B-like
Exons: 3
Coding region: 71-1072 (333 amino acids)
Biological process (GO): neuron differentiation; regulation of DNA-templated transcription
Molecular function (GO): DNA-binding transcription factor activity, RNA polymerase II-specific; DNA binding
Source: RefSeq, a predicted model, not a curated record
CCCUUAAAUUGCCCCCAAAGUUUGUAGGAGCGUUUAGCCCGGACCUCUUUUCGCCCUGGAGCGCUACGCGAUGCUCUCCCACGCCGACCUCCUGGAUGCUCGGCUCGGUGAGUUCUCGGCUCUAAACCCGGGAGCUAAACUCCACUGGAUGAAAGAUGCUGCAGAGUUACUCGGACACCGAGAGGCUCUCAAGUGUCGGCUGGGCGGUGGGGUGCCGGACCAGGGCCAUCCGGGAGACAUGGCCCCCGGUUCGGACUCCGUGGAGGGAGCCACACUCCUGCCCGGCGAAGACAUCACCACCGUGGGAUCCAAUGCGGCCGGUAUGCCGGUGAACGGGAAGGAGCCCGAGAAGCAGCAGCAGCAACAACAACAACAGCAGCAGCAACAACAACCCCAGCAGAGCUCAGGCGGCCAGGCCAGUCAACAGAAACAGAAACGGCACCGAACCCGCUUCACGCCAGCACAGCUCAACGAACUGGAGCGGAGCUUCGCCAAGACUCACUACCCGGACAUCUUCAUGAGGGAGGAAUUGGCUCUCAGGAUCGGCCUCACCGAAUCCAGAGUUCAGGUGUGGUUCCAGAACCGGCGCGCCAAGUGGAAGAAGCGGAAGAAGACGACCAAUGUGUUCCGCGCCCCUGGCACGCUGCUGCCCACCCCGGGCCUGCCGCAGUUCUCGGCCGCCGCCAUGGAGAACAGCCUGUGCUCGUUCCACGCCAACGACUCCCGCUGGGCCACGGGCAUGCCGGGCGUGUCCCAGCUGCAGCUGCCACCGGCGCUCGGCCGCCAGCCGCCGGGGAUGGCGCAGUCGCUGUCGCAGUGCAGCCUGGGUCACGGCCCGCCGCCCAACUCCAUGGGGCUCUCCAACGGCCUGUCGUCCAACGGCUCCGGCCUGCAGUCGCACCUCUACCAGUCGCCUUUCCCCGGCAUGUCGGCGUCGCUCUCCGGCCCGACGAACGUGUCGGGCUCCCCGCAGCUGUGUAGCUCCCCGGACAGUGACAUGUGGAGAGGGACCAGCAUCGCGUCCCUGAGGCGCAAGGCGCUCGAGCACACAGUCUCCAUGAGCUUCACUUAGUGACUUGUACACAAGAGAAGAAGAAAAAGAAGACAAAAAAAAAAAAACCGAGACAAAAAAUUAAAAAACGAGCUUAUACCCAUCACCGCCAUGCACUCGUCCCAAUUUAGACGCCAAACGAGUGCAGGAGCCUGUAAAGAUGACGCGAGGAGCGACGUUCGUGCAGCAGCCACGCGUGGGUUGAUUUGUAAUGUUGUGUUCAAGUGAACUUGUGUUAUGUCCAACGGUUAUUUAUUAAAUAGACAUCAGGUUGUUUGCUUUCCCAACAGCCUAUGCGUGCAGAGCCCGUCCGAGCUGCAGGCAUGCACUCUGCAUGCGUGGGGAUUUUACACGAGGGGACACGCGCAUGCACGCGCUCACUUAUUCUAUAACAGUGAUCUUUCAGUCUAGGCCUAAACUCUGUUUUAGGGUGUUUUUGUGUAGAUAAACAAAACAUU